Messenger RNA from Saprolegnia diclina VS20, 281 nucleotides. RefSeq lists its product as hypothetical. The coding region runs from base 11 to 256 and encodes 81 amino acids. Lineage: Eukaryota; Oomycota; Saprolegniomycetes; Saprolegniales; Saprolegniaceae. The transcript has a single exon. The record is from RefSeq and is a predicted model, not a curated record.
AAAAGCCACCAUGUACCGCAACUGGACCGUGUUUUGCAAUGGCUGCAAGACCAAGCUCGUCGACUACGGCAAGCGCGGGAGCGGGACGUCGUCGCUCGUCAAGCUGCUGCCCGAGCGUAUCCUCAAGAGCUACUUCCCGCCCAGCGCGCCCAUGGGCACCUGCCCGCACUGCGCCAACGUCUUUGCGCGCCCCAUGCUCUACAAGGGCCAGCCGGCGUGGAAGCUCAUGACGCAAAAGAUCUUUGUGAAAAAGUAACAACUCUACUGCUGCUUCUUCCGGG